Rhipicephalus sanguineus (brown dog tick) is the source of this 2416-nucleotide messenger RNA. Its product is annotated as ATPase family AAA domain-containing protein 2. NCBI's taxonomy places the organism in Eukaryota, Metazoa, Arthropoda, Arachnida, Ixodida, Ixodidae. The record is from RefSeq and is a predicted model, not a curated record. Gene Ontology annotation, biological process: positive regulation of transcription by RNA polymerase II. Gene Ontology annotation, cellular component: nucleus. Gene Ontology annotation, molecular function: ATP hydrolysis activity; histone binding; chromatin binding.
CGCGCGCGCGGACGCACCAAUUUUCGCGGGAAUCAGCUGAUUGUUCCGAAAACGCGCCAAUUUUCAACGCGCCGCCCGCGCGCAUUGGUUUGCGAACAGUCGUCAGGCGCGCAGUCGUCGUCGGUUGGUUUAGUGAGUGUUGUGCGGGGAAGGUGUCGGUGGCUGUGCGGAGCGAAAACGAUUGUGUUUGUGUGGAGACGAUAUUUGUGACGAACGAUAAGGUGAGAGUGACACGUUUUAACGCGGCAAGGCGAAGCGGAACGUUUUUGCCCCGCCGGUCUGCCGACACCGCGGGAGUCGUUAGGCCUAGGAGGAGGUUUUUUGCCCGCGUCCCCCGCGGCUGGUGGUUAUGCUUCGUUCGGCGAGUUGAAGAAGACACCGACAUGGUUAAGACGAGAAACAGGUCUUCGGUGACGGAUAAUCCUCCGCCGAGGAUCGCCACGCGCAGAUCUACGAGGGCCGAAGUCGCCGAAUCGCACAAUUCGGAGGAGUCUGUUGAUGAUGAAGACAGAAGACGGUCAUCUCGAAGGUUGAAGUUCUCCGACGACGAAUCUUCAGUGCGCCUGACGCGGUCGGUGGGUGGGCACAGACACCAGGAUCACCUGCUGCCCAACGGCCGCGCACACACGUCAUCGCGCCGCCGUGAACCGCCGCCGCCAUCCAACAACGUUGCCGUCUCGACGGAUGACGACAUGAACGAGGACGAUGACAGCAUGGUGCGGAGGAGCACGCGCCGUCGCAAGUGCAUCUACGGCAACCUCAACCAGACGUGGAUCCUGACGUCAAGCCUGCCAGACUUCGGCAAGCCACCUACGGAUCAGUCGGCAUCCCGUAGCAAGAAGGACCCAACCACGUUCCAUCAUUACCUCCGCAGCUCUGCCAGCCAUCACCAUGACAGCAUGCCUCCAGGUGGCAAUGACUCUGAGACCUUAGACGGGGACAACGAGGACAGCCUCGAGUCAAAGCGAAGCAACGAGAAGGGUGUGAAUGCCGAGCUCCGUCGUCUCGGCCUGUCUGAGAUGCAGCAUUUCUCGGCAGACGACAUGUACUCCCGGGUGAAGCGGACGCGCCAGCAGCACCAAGCGGCCGCAGUGGCGGAGGAGCAGCCGUUCUUCCGCACGCGGAGCUCUCGGCGGGCCGCCGCGGAGGAGAGACGGGGCCGCCGGCGGGAGGCGGCGGCAGCAGGAGUGGCCGCCAGCGACUCUGAGCCGCGUGGUGGAAGUUCGGGCGAAUCUGGGGACAGCGCUGAUGACGACGAUGAAGAAGAGGAGCAGUUGCCUGUGAUGAAUGGCUACCACCUUCGUCCCAAGAAGCCCGUCACGGAGCGCUUUCAAGUGCCUGUUGCGGAGACAAAGCGGUCCAAGCGGAUAGCCAGCAUCUUCCACACGCCAAAGCACGACCGGCGGAGCCGGUCUUCCUACCGUUCUCCGGCCCACAGGAGCCCCAUGUACAGAAGGAAACGCCACGCCACACACAACAGCUCCUCCACAAGCAGUUCGAGCGACGACGAGCGCCGCUUCGAACGGCGCAAGGCCCGCAGCAUGGUCCGUGCCCGGAACCGGUGCCUGCCUCUCAACUUCCAGGAGAAGGACCUCUUUGAGGGCGUGCUCCGUGAUCGGGCCAAGAUUGGUUCCAGCCUGGCCGACGUUGACCCCAUGCAUGUCGACAAGGACGCUGUCUUUGACCGUGUGGGCGGACUGGACAGUCACAUUCAGCAGCUCAAGGAGAUGAUCCUCUUCCCGCUCAUCUAUCCCGAAGUCUUUGAGCGCUUCAAGAUCACACCGCCCCGGGGCGUACUCUUCUACGGUCCCCCCGGUACUGGCAAGACGCUGGUGGCGCGAGCGCUGGCGAACGAGUGUGGCCGUGGCGACUCGCGGGUGGCCUUCUUCAUGCGCAAGGGUGCCGACUGCCUCAGCAAGUGGGUCGGCGAAUCCGAGCGACAACUACGCAUGCUCUUUGACCAGGCCUACUCUAUGCGUCCGUCCAUCAUCUUCUUCGAUGAAAUCGAUGGCCUGGCGCCUGUUCGAUCAACGCGGCAGGACCAGAUCCACAGCUCCAUCGUCUCCACGCUGCUCGCGCUCAUGGACGGCCUUGACUCCCGCGGCGAGGUGGUUGUCAUCGGUGCCACCAACCGCAUCGACGCCAUCGAUCCUGCGCUACGGCGGCCGGGCCGUUUCGACCGGGAGUUCCACUUUUCACUGCCCUGCCACAAGGCACGUCUCGGUAUACUCCAGAUCCACACGAGAGAUUGGCAUCCAGCACCGAGCCAGGCCUUGCUUUCAGAGCUGGCUUCUCGCUGCACAGGCUACUGCGGGGCCGACCUCAAGGCCCUUUGCGCAGAGGCCGCGCUCGUGGCUCUGAGGCGCACCUUCCCCCAGAUCUACGCUACCAAGGAAAAGCUGCAGCUCAACAUUGA